AUGGAGUUAGAAGAGGAGGUGGGAAUUUGCGAGAUUCUUGAUGAAGUUCAUGAACAUGGAGACGAGCUUGAUUCUUUACCUGAGUUGGUUCCUUUAAAUCUUGAGUGUGAUGAUUUUAGCUUCGUUGAUUUGAUUCAAUCUGAGCCAAACCACCUCUCUCAUGGACACGAACCUCUGCCUGACGAAGACGGCGCCGAAGUCGAGAGCUUGAGAGAAGAGUCAUUUAUGCAGAGCAUUGAUAGUCAAACUGCUGCUUCUCAAUCUGUUUUGCCUGGAGCAGAGUGGAACUUGAUGAUUGCCGGAGCCUUUGCGCAAUACAGAAACACGAACGAGAGCUUAAAACUACCUUGGGAGACUGGAGCUAUGGGCAGUGUGUUCAAACCUUCCGUUAGUCCAGUGCUGCCUGGUGCAAAUGCCCUAGUGGAGAACUCAGAAGUACGUGGCCCCGCAGUCGACAGAGUUGAGCAACCAUCGAGUGUGGACCUCAGUGUUCAGCUAGAUGCAUGCUACAUGGAAGCUAUUACUUGUACACAAGACUUGGAUUACUUCACGAGCAAACGCAUUGCUACAGAGAAAGCUUGUGGAAUUUGGUUGGAUCUGAUCGCCUGUAAUUGGAACGCAACAAAAAUUGGAGCCCAGAUUUGCAGUGAUCUUUGUGGGGACCCUAGUGGUGAAAGUGCUAUUGAAACAUUGAAGGCGUGUUUUGGCACCAAGAGUCCAAAUACUUUGUUGAAGCGUGCUUCAUCAUUGAAGAGAUUCUUCCAGUGGCAUUCCGGGUAUUGUAGAGAAAGAGAUGCUCACUUUGAGCCAAUUCCCCUGGCUGAAGAUGAUGUCUGGAAAUAUUUUCACUAUUUGCGAGCUGACCGUGUAGCAGAAGGGCGAGGCUACACUACGCCUGGAUCCUUCCUUGAAACAGUGAGGUUCACCAAAUUCACAGUUGGGUUGAAAGGUGCUGAAGAUGUCCUGGAGUCAGGGAGGCUGAUGGGUUUUGCAGCACUUGAACGACGUGAGAAAGGACCAACCCGCCAGGCUAGGUGCUGGCACUUUCCUUGA
Durusdinium trenchii is the source of this 1053-nucleotide messenger RNA. Lineage: Eukaryota; Dinophyceae; Suessiales; Symbiodiniaceae. The record is from the annotation of a GenBank genome assembly.